CGAUGUUACAGAACGUUUUAGAAUUGAUGAAAGUCAAUGUCCAACGAUUUUAUUUUGAAUUUCACAGAGGAAAAUUUUUUCGUUAUAACGAGGCGGCAAAGGACGUUAAUGGAGUUGUCUCCUUUGCAAUGUAUAAAUUCAAGGAACAACGCGGGCAUCGAGUACCGGAGCCACCAACUGCUUUGGAACAUUUUUACGAACAUUUCAAAGAGCGACUAACUGAUGCUAUUGAAGAUAAUCAAAAGUUGACGGCAAUCUGUGUAGGAGGGGCCAUUUUAAUUGUUAGCAUUUGUCUCGCAUUUAAAGCAUAUCGGAUACGUUCAGAGCAGCAAUCGACUAUUUCAACUAGCAGUAGAAGAGCAACAAAUACACAAUAA
Meloidogyne enterolobii is the source of this 377-nucleotide messenger RNA. NCBI's taxonomy places the organism in Eukaryota, Metazoa, Nematoda, Chromadorea, Rhabditida, Meloidogynidae. The record is from the annotation of a GenBank genome assembly.